Molecule: messenger RNA, 636 nt
Organism: Saccostrea cuccullata (small rock oyster)
Lineage: Eukaryota; Metazoa; Mollusca; Bivalvia; Ostreida; Ostreidae
Exons: 6
Coding region: 94-636 (180 amino acids)
Source: RefSeq, a predicted model, not a curated record
GGAAAUCCUUCCUGUUGUCAAGAUUAUAGGAAUAUUUCAGGAGAGUGCAUAGCUUGUAUAGGUACCUUUGGAAAGAAUUGCUCCAAUCCAUGUAUGUUCGGGUACUACGGACAUGGAUGCCGUGAGCAGUGUAAUUGUAGACGAAAUCAGACGUGUGACAGAGAAAGAGGGUGUAUUGCUCCUAAUACCUCAUAUUCUACACAGAACAACAGUAUGGAACUUUAUACAAGCAGUAGUUUACAAAUGAUAAUACUUAUUACAUGUGGUGUCCUUAUCUUUUUCGUUUUGGGGGCAGUAUACAACCUGAGGAGGCAAUUAAAAAAAGAAAACGAAACAAUAGCAAAUAUUGAGGUUACAGGUAUGAGGUCUUCAUUUUCAGCGAAUGCAUGUUUAGUACAAGAGGGAGGAGAUGAUAUCUACAGCAAAGUAAAAGAAUCAACAAUGAUUGAAAAUACAGGUGUCACUGAACCUGAAAAAGAUGGAAAGCUUGAAAAGAACAGAUCUAUGAUGACAAAAAUGUACAGGAACUUAGCUUGGAAAUCUGGAGAGAACCGACCACAACUUUUCCGUCCUUACAGCUUUGUUAAGUUCCACUGUCAAGUAGAGCAGGAAGAUAAUGUAAUCAAUAAAGGAUGA